This is a messenger RNA of Eimeria tenella, 1242 nucleotides long. RefSeq lists its product as uncharacterized. The record is from RefSeq and is a predicted model, not a curated record. NCBI's taxonomy places the organism in Eukaryota, Apicomplexa, Conoidasida, Eucoccidiorida, Eimeriidae. The transcript is spliced from 3 exons. The coding region runs from base 1 to 1242 and encodes 413 amino acids.
AUGCGGCUGCUCUGCGGGGGCCCUUCUGGGGGCCCCCGGCCUCCCCGUCUCCGCGGAUCGUUCUUGCUGCACAGCAGAGCAGCAGUAGCAGCAAAGACAUUCCUGCAACGGCAGCAGCAGCCUCCGCAGCAGCCUAACCAGCUGCAGCAGCGGCGCCUUGCCCUGCCAUUUGCUGGCUUUACAACCCACACCGCAGCAGCAGCAGCAGCUGCAGCAGCACCAGCAGCACCAGCAGACUCGCUUUCACAGCAAAAUAGGCCCCCCGUGAGGCUGCCACCUUAUGUUCAGCAGCUCACAUUGGGCUCUUGGACUUUUUUCUUUUAUCCUGUCCCUCAAUACCUCAAAUCCAUAGAAGGGGCCCUUGUCGGGGGCCCCCAUGGGGCCCUGCGGGGCCCCUUGGGGGCCCCGCGGGGGGGCCCCCAAGGGACCUUGCAGGGGGGCCCCCAGGGGGGCCCCGAAGGACUUCCUCAAGAAGGUCCAAGUGCCUGGGAGGGGGCUGUGCUUGUUGCUGAAAUGCAGCCUAGGCUGCUGUGCUUGGAGUGCUGCAGCAGCAGACUGCAGCAGCUAGCAGCAGCAGCAGCAGCAGCAACAGCAGCAGCAGCGGCAAGGGGGUCUUCCCUUGAAGCGGAGAUACGGAAGCAGCAGAGGCAACUCGCCAAGGGACUCUCGCUCCUCACCUCCUUUGAUGGCGGUUUGCUGCACGCAGCGCUGCUGCCAGUUGUCGUUGCUGCAGGGGCUCUGCAGGGUCUUGCAGGGGCCCCCGGGGGGCCCCCCAGGGGGGCCCCCCAAUUCUUCCAGGGGUCCCCCCCGUCGGCCUGUGGGGGCCCCCUGGGGGACUGCGGGUCCCCCCCAGCUGUGGAAGGGGACCCGCCGGGAGGGGCCUGCAGCAGCAGCAGGAAACAACUGCGGCGGCGACACACUUUGCUGCAGCAGCUGGCGGUUGCAGCACCUGAACAUUCCAGCAGCAAACUGCAGCUGCUGCCACUCGCUGCAGCGGCAAGCCGCCUAAUGCAUUCUACACAGGUGAGUGCAAAGACAGCCACAGAGCAGCAGCAGCUGCAGCAGCUGCUGCAGCAGACACGGCAGCAGCAAGAAGUUGCAGCUAACUUAGCAAAGGCAACAGCAGCCGCAGCGGUGGCAGCAGCAGCAGCAGCACCACCACCACCACCACACGGGGUGCAGCAGAAGCAACAGGCUUUCCAACAGCAGCACCAAAAGCACACCCAGCAGCAGCAGCAGUAG